Boleophthalmus pectinirostris (great blue-spotted mudskipper) is the source of this 2894-nucleotide messenger RNA. RefSeq names its product solute carrier family 30 member 5 (gene slc30a5). Gene Ontology annotation, cellular component: membrane; Golgi apparatus. The record is from RefSeq and is a predicted model, not a curated record. Lineage: Eukaryota; Metazoa; Chordata; Actinopteri; Gobiiformes; Gobiidae. Gene Ontology annotation, molecular function: zinc ion transmembrane transporter activity. The transcript is spliced from 17 exons. Gene Ontology annotation, biological process: intracellular zinc ion homeostasis; transmembrane transport; zinc ion transport. Bases 297 to 2642 code for a protein of 781 amino acids.
GCAUGCGCGGCACUCACACUCCUGACGUGGACUGUUUACGCUCUGCUCCGGUGCGGCUCCGGCUCAUGAUCCGGCUCCACACGGCUCUUUCAGAGGAAACCUUCAUCUAAUCUUACUUUAGAAGCCACGGUCGGUCCGGUCUGUGUGUCCUGCCCGACAACCCGCACACACGGACAUCACACUGCGGCCACGACAGCGCCAGAGCCGGGAUGGAAGCGAGCUAACGCGGCUACAGGCUCAGCUGAUCCGCAGUGUUCUGACAGUGAUGGUGCAGUCAACUGUGGUCUGAAGCACAGAUGGAGGACAAGUACAGCAGUAAUGUGCUGUCAGGAGGGAAGCUGGGCAUGGUGGAGGCGUCAGACUCCAGACUGACGAGGUACCUGGUGCUGCUCGUGCUCUCCAAGGUGCUGAAAGCUGUGGGGAUCUUCGAGGCGUAUGACAUCCUCAAAGUGGUGCACAUCGUCCACUUCAUCUUCAUCCUCAAACUAGGGAGUGCUGUGAUCUUGCUGUUGUUUCAAAAGCCCUUCUCUUCUGGAAAGUCCAUCUCCAAGCGGCAGUGGAUAAAGCUGGUCAAACACGCCAUCUUCAGCUGCAUCGUGUCUCUGCUGGGCUUCUUUGGCCUCACGCUCUGUGGACCUCUCAGGACGCUGCUGCUGCUGGAGCACAGUGACGUGGUGGUCAUUGCUCUCCUGGGGGUCCUGUUCACCAGCUCUGGAGGAGGGCCCUCAAAGACACGAGGAGCUGCGUUCUUCAUCAUCGCUGUCAUCUGUCUGCUGCUCUUUGACAACGAUGACCUCAUGGCCAAGAUGGCGGAGCACCCCGAGGGACACCAUGACAGCGCGCUCACCCACUGCCUCCACACCGCCAUUGCCUUCCUGGGAGUCGCUGACCACAAGGGAGGAGUGGUGCUGCUCGUGGCCUCUCUCUGUCUGAAGGUGGCGUUCCACACGGCGUCCAGGAAGCUGUCUGUGGAAAUGGGCGGGGCUAAGCGUCUGUACGCCCUAGACAACCUGGUGUCGUCUGCGGUGCUGCUGCCCUGGGUCUUAGUCCUUUCGGCCACCACUGAGAGUAAGGUGGAGUCGUGGGGGUCUCUGCUGCUGCCCCUGCUCAUGGUGGUCAUGUUUGUGAUGAUCCUGGAAUUCUACGUGGAGGCGGUGUGCAGCACUAAGAUGGAGGCGCCCCGUGUGGCUCGCUGCGGCUCUGUGGCUCUCGUGCUCUCUGCUCUGGUCCUGGCGCACUUCUGGACACACCCCCUGACCGACCAACUCAUGAACCUGAGCAGAGGCCCCGCCCAGACCGAGCACGUGCUGUCGGGAGGCGUCAUCGUCAGCGCCACCUUCUUCAUCCUGGCCUCCAGUAUCCUGGCGUCUCCGUCGCGGCGUGGGCAGAAGGGCACUCUGGUGGGCUAUUCUCCAGAGGGCACCCCUCUCUAUAACUUCAUGGGCGACGCGCUGCAGCAGACCUCACAGUCCCUGCCCCGCUUCAUCAAAGACUCUCUCAAACAGAUCCUGGAGGAGUACGACUCCAGACAGAUCUUCUACUUCCUCUGCCUCAACCUGGCGUUCACGUUUGUGGAGUUGUUCUACGGCGUGUGGACCAACAGCCUGGGCCUAAUCUCGGAUGGCUUCCACAUGCUUUUUGACUGCUCUGCUCUGGUGCUCGGGCUCUUCGCUGCCCUGAUGACGCGCUGGAAGGCCACACGCAUCUUCUCCUAUGGGUACGGUCGAGUGGAGAUCUUGUCCGGCUUCAUAAACGGCCUGUUCCUGAUGGUCAUAGCCUUCUUUGUGUUUGUGGAGUCGGUCACUCGCCUGGUAGACCCGCCCAAUAUCAACACGGACAUGCUCACUCCUGUGUCAGUGGGGGGGCUGCUGGUCAACCUGGUGGGCAUCUGUGCCUUCAGCCACGCUCACAGUCACGGAGGGAAGAGCUGCUCGUCACAUGACCACGGCCACUCCCACCACGGCCACUCCCACAGCGAGCAAGGCCACGGCCACGGGGGGCACGGCCAUGGAGGACACGGACACGGACACGGAGGACACGGACACGGAAGUCACGGCCACGGAGGGCACGGGCACUCACACAGCUCUGGAGGAGGCAUGAACGCCAACAUGAGAGGGGUGUUCCUCCACGUCCUGGCUGACACUCUGGGCAGCGUGGGCGUCAUCAUCUCCACCAUCCUGAUCCGUCAAUUCGGCUGGCUCAUCGCGGACCCCAUCUGCUCGCUCUUCAUUGCCACGCUCAUCUUCAUCAGUGUGCUGCCUCUGCUCAAAGAUGCCUGUGAGGUACUGCUGCUCCGGACGCCCCACGAGCACGAGAAGGAGCUCAACACGGCUCUGGAGAAGAUAGAGAAGAUGGAGGGUGUGAUCUCCUACAGAGACCCUCACUUCUGGAGACACUCUGCCAGCGUCAUGGCCGGGACCAUCCACCUGCAGGUGCUGCCUGACGUGGUGGAGCAGCGCAUCAUCCAGCAGGUCACCUCCAUACUGAAGGAUGCAGGAGUGAACAACCUGUCGGUGCAGGUGGAGAAGGAGGCGUACUUUCAGCACAUGUCUGGCCUCAGCAUGGGCUUCCAGGACGUGCUCCACCUCACACAGCAGAGGGGAGCCAUCACACACCUGCACGACGGGACCUGCAUCAUGUGACCUGUAGACAUCCACAGACCAUCUGCUGAUAAAUGAACUGCUACAUUUCCACAGAUGAUUCACUUUUAGAAUCGUGGAAAGUGAAUGCUUAUGCUCUAGCCUUUAGCAUUGUGCCUGUGGCACAUUAAACACAGACUGUUGUGUUGUAUGAGACCAGACAAUGAUACCUGCACAUGGACCAAAUGGGACUUGCUCCUUUGUUUUAUUCUGUACAGUAUGUGAAUGUUUUAAUUAAAGGAAUUCUAUUCUUCA